AUGGGCGGCAUGUACGUGGGGGAGAUGGUGGGGACGCUGCUGGGCGGCAUCGGGUUCACCUUGGGGCGCGAGAUGGUGGCGCACCACGUGGUCACCAUCGCGCUCAUGAUGUUUGCCUACUACGGCGGCCUCCACCGCUACGGCAUGAUGGGCAUGGCCGUCCUGGACACCUCGAACUUCUUCCUGCACUCUGCAAAGGCGCUGCACGCGGCGGGGCUGCCGCGGCUGGCGGGCGUGAAGGACACGGCGUUCAAGACGUUUGCGGCGGUCUUCUUCGUCGUGCGCGUCGCGCUGCCGCCGCUGUGCAUGUGA
Molecule: messenger RNA, 312 nt
Organism: Monoraphidium neglectum
Lineage: Eukaryota; Viridiplantae; Chlorophyta; Chlorophyceae; Sphaeropleales; Selenastraceae
Exons: 2
Coding region: 1-312 (103 amino acids)
Biological process (GO): ceramide biosynthetic process
Cellular component (GO): endoplasmic reticulum; membrane
Molecular function (GO): sphingosine N-acyltransferase activity
Source: RefSeq, a predicted model, not a curated record